UGCCGGCCCGGGUACACCACGAGGCCCGCGAGGCGGCCGGGGCGCGGGGGCAGGCGGGGCACAGAGCCCGAGUGUCCAGCGGAGGGGGCGGCGCCCUCGGCGUCUCCGUGACUGCGCCUCCGCGCCGCGGCUCGCCGCGGCUCCCGGGAUGCGCGGAGGCGGCGGCGAUGGCCAUGAUGCCUCCGGCUCGGCAUUCGCCGGGGCGGCGGGCGAAGCUGGGGUCCGGGCUGCGAGAUGGAGGAGGAGGGGCGGCGCUGCGGCCACCAGGCAGGCUUUUCUGCCUUGGGCCCCUUUUGUCAGUCGUCGCUCGUCUGUGAGUUGAGGCCCUGACUGCCUUCCCACGGAAGGAAGAGUCGUCUCUGAAGAUGAACUCAACAGGCCACCUUCAGGAUGUGCCCAACACCACCCUGCUCCACGUGCCUCACGCCCAGGGAGGAAACAGUACCGGUAUCCGGGACGGUCUCCAGGAACCCGUCCACACGGCCACCUUGGUGAUCUGUACCUUUCUGCUCGCAGUCAUCUUCUGCCUGGGCUCUUACGGCAACUUCAUUGUCUUCUUGUCCUUCUUCGACCCGGCCUUCAGGAAAUUCAGAACCAACUUUGAUUUCAUGAUCCUGAACCUGUCCUUCUGUGACCUCUUCAUUUGUGGCGUGACGGCCCCCAUGUUCACCUUCGUGUUGUUCUUCAGCUCAGCCAGUGGCAUCCCGGACACUUUCUGCUUCACCUUCCACCUCACCAGCUCGGGCUUCAUCAUCAUGUCCCUCAAGACAGUGGCGGUGAUUGCCCUGCACCGGCUCCGCAUGGUCCUGGGGAAGCAGCCCAGCCGCACGGCCUCCUUCCCCUGCACCUUGCUGCUCACUCUGCUCCUCUGGACCACCAGUUUCACCCUCGCCACCUUGGCCACCCUGAAAACCAGCAAGUCACACUUCUGCCUUCCCAUGUCCAGUCUGAUCGCCGGAGAAGGGAAAGCCAUCCUGUCUCUCUACGUGGUCGACUUCACCUUCUGUGUGGCGGUGGUCUCUGUGUCCUAUGUCAUGAUCGCUCAGACACUGCGGAAGAAUGCUCAAGUCAAGAAGUGCCCCGCUGUGAUCACCGUGGACGCUUCCAGACCACAGCCUUUCAUGGGGGCCCCCGUGAAGGGAGGCGGCGAGCCCAUCCAGUGUCCCAUGCCGGCUUUGUACAGGAACCAGAAUUACAACAAACUGCAGCACGUUCAGACCCACGGAUACACCAAGAGUCCCAACCAGCUGCCAACCCCUGCGGCCAGCCGGCUGCAGCUGGUGUCGGCUGUCAAUCUGUCCACAGCCAAGGACUCCAAGGCGGUGGUCACCUGUGUGAUCAUCGUGCUCUCGGUCCUGCUCUGCUGUCUUCCGCUGGGGAUUUCCUUGGUGCAGGUGGUUCUGUCCACCAAUGGGAGCUUCAUCCUUUACCAGUUUGAACUGUUUGGGUUUACGCUUAUAUUUCUCAAGUCAGGAUUAAACCCUUUUAUAUAUUCUCGGAACAGUGCAGGGCUGAGGAGGAAAGUGCUCUGGUGCCUCCAGUACAUCGGCCUGGGUUUUUUCUGCUGCAAACACAAGACCCGACUUCGUGCCAUGGGAAAAGGGAACCUCGAAGUCAACAGAAACAAAUCCUCCCAUCAUGAAACGAACUCUGCCUACAUGUUGUCUCCAAAGCCCCAGAAGAAAUUUGUGGACCAGGCCUGUGGCCCAAGUCACUCAAAGGAAAGUGUGGUCAGUCCCAAGAUGUCUGCUGGACAUCAACACUAUGGUCAGAGCAGCUCUACCCCCAUCAACACUCGGAUUGAGCCGUACUACAGUAUCUACAACAGCAGUGCAUCCCAGGAGGAGGGCGUCCCACAUAACUUACAGCCGGUAAACUCCCUUGGGUUUGCCAAUUCAUAUAUUGCCAUGCAUUAUCACACCACUAAUGAUUUAAUGCAAGAAUAUGACAGCACAUCAGCCAAGCAGAUUCCAGUCCCCUCUGUUUAGAGUCGUGGAGACUAGCGAAUCUUAUAUAAACUGUUUUGGUUUCUGAUACUAAUUGAUUUUUUUAAAAUUUUGGGAGACCAGAGGUACAUCAAAACUUAAAGACCUAGACAGUUGACACUUAGAACUAUCUUUUCUCUGAAGUAUUAGCAUCUCUUGGUUUGCUUUGCAGUUUCUUGACAUUUUAAGAGUUGAUGAAAAAGUUUAUUAUUUUACACCUGACCUACACCUCCAAUCUUUUGUACUAAAUUUUUUUUUUUUUGUACUAAAUUUUUAAAUAGAUGCCAGGGAAUGGUUUUGCUACUGUAUUAAAGUAGGGAAGGAACUGAUUAUGAUCAUUUGAGUCAGUGUUAUGAUUCUUUGAAGUGUGAGCUGGAUUUUUUUAAAGACAAUGAAAGUAUCAUCUUUAUUGAGAUAUUAUUUUUAUUAACUGAAUUAUAAAUUUUAAUCCUUUGAAGUGUUCAAAUGGGGUCAAUAUUUUUUUUUUUUUUGGUAGCAGGCUUAUUGGAAUAAAUAAUACAUUGUUAAAUCAGAAAUAUAUUAUUUAUAGCUAUAUUUUCCAAAACUGCACAAGCAUUAGUUACUUUCUUUUCAUAAGACAGUCAUCUAAGAAUAGAGUGUUAUGAUUAUUACCAUUUCUAAUUAUAGAUAUUAUUCUUUUGUGUCAGCUGAGUAGCUGUACAGUUCUUUCGAAAAGAAAUCUGUUUUUUCUUGCUAAAAAUGAAUUAUUCUAUUUCAGAAUGAUCUUACCCAAGAAACUUAGUGAAGAGGACUGCAUCUAUAGUAGAGUGAUGCUCUUCCUGGGAGAGUAGGCGCUAACUGUGGUCAUCUCAUCAGGGUGCUGUUAUGUUAUGUGGGAAGUGGGCUAGACUGUUGUAUGUGUUAGACAAUCUUUAAUUAUUGUCUAAGAAGGCGUAGGGAUGAAAUGGGAGUGUUUCAACUUAUGCUUUCCUUAUGUGUGAGAAUGGUUUGUUCACAACCUGACAAAGAGUAUCUAAAUAACUACUUAGAAAAAUUUUUUUGAUCUUUGUUAUAUAUUACCAUGGUAGAAAAAUUCUUAAGAUGAUCUGUUUUCAAACUAAUUGUGUUACUUCUCUCCCAUGAAUCUUAAACUGGAAAUGGGCAGUAAGGGGAAAUAGAUUAAGUAUUUCUACACUUAAAACUAAUUUUAUUAUAUACUCAGUGAUGCCUAGCAUAACAACUGUAAACUUAUUUUUUUAUGUGAAAAUGUUUUCAUGAUGUAGUUGACUUUUGAACUCAGUACAAUUUUGGAACUAUAGCUUCUAGAUGAGAUGAGCAUCAAGAUACAAAACCUAUCUUUAUAAAUUGUUAUAUUCAAGAACUGUUAUUACAGAUUGGAAGGCACUUUGUCCCUUUGGAUGAAAGGUGUUCAGGUUAUAGCAUCCUCUCCCAUGCUGUUCCUAAAAUCAGAGAUUAUGAGAGGCAUGGAGAAGACAGCUAAUACUCAACUAGAACUCUCCUCAGUCUUGUCUAAUAUUUCUGACCUUCCAGUAUCAACCAGUCAUUUCUAUUUCCGAGGUUUAAGUAUGAGAUAUGGAUUUUAUUUUGUUUUUAAAUUCACUUUUAAGGACUCUCUCCUUCCCUCCCCUCUCUCCCUUCUAUCCUUUAUUUUUGCUAUUAAAUUUUAUAACAGAAGAAAAAAUAUCCACUCCCACUUUUUCUUUUUUUUUGGUAAUUGAAUGCUAUUUUUGGAAGUCACUAUGACCUAUUUCAAUUGUGCUUUUAUAUUUUUAAUACAACUCUGUUUUCAUUUGUUAAUAUUACCAUGAAAUAGAUUGGUAUAUAAUCUCUUUUUAACAAAGAAUUAAGAAAUCUAAUAUCCUCUCCCAAGAUCAUUUGAAGAAUUGUGGCAAAUUAGGAAUUAAACAUUUAUCUAAAUUCAGAACCUGGUAUUUAUUUCAAUAAGUCAAACAGCUUUUUAAGUAAUAACAUUAAUCAAGAAGCUAUUUCAUACUUUUUAAGGUAUGAAUCUCUUUUUGUCCAGGCAUUUCAAAUGUGACUCAAUAAAAGAUAUUUUUUAAAAAUUUCUAUUGUACUUGUAAAACUAAAAAUUACAGGUUUCCUUUGUGACUUUUGAGUUUGAGACGAUUUGACCCAUGUUUGGCAGGUAAAAAUCGCAGCAUAAAGAAAAUUAAGCAUGUGCAUAUGAGGUUUCAGUCUCUUUAUGCUCAUCAAGAAAUUAUGGAUUUAACUUGCAUGAAGUACAUACUGGACUAGAUUCUUUAUAUCUCUGUAUCUAUGUCUAUAUGUAGGUAUAUGUAGAUAUAGAUAUAGAGGUAGGAAUAUAUAACUUGUCUCUUCAUAAGUUAUAUAUGUCUAGCCAUAUCUAUAUCUACCUGGAGAUAAAGAUAUAAAUAGGCAUAUAUAACUUCUCCAUAAGGGCUAAAAUGAAAACUUUUAUAAAAGUAAUGAGAAUUCACUUAUAUGACUAAUUAAGCAGGGCAUAUUAAUUAGUUCUCUUGAUGCUUUACUGUGAUGCAAAGUAUGUGAUUCAAACAUUUUAUAAUUGUUCUGAUGUUAACCAUUAGGCCAGAUUUGUAUUACUGAUGCUUUUAAUGUUCUUUUAAACUGACAUUUGGAAAAUAAAAAUUAUGAAAAUCCUGA
Molecule: messenger RNA, 4610 nt
Organism: Cervus elaphus (red deer)
Lineage: Eukaryota; Metazoa; Chordata; Mammalia; Artiodactyla; Cervidae
Gene: GPR75
Product: G protein-coupled receptor 75
Exons: 2
Coding region: 366-1988 (540 amino acids)
Biological process (GO): G protein-coupled receptor signaling pathway
Cellular component (GO): membrane
Molecular function (GO): C-C chemokine receptor activity
Source: RefSeq, a predicted model, not a curated record